Centropristis striata (black sea bass) is the source of this 3027-nucleotide messenger RNA. It is a transcript of the gene slc39a1, whose product is annotated as solute carrier family 39 member 1. The record is from RefSeq and is a predicted model, not a curated record. The coding region runs from base 178 to 1086 and encodes 302 amino acids. Gene Ontology annotation, molecular function: zinc ion transmembrane transporter activity. NCBI's taxonomy places the organism in Eukaryota, Metazoa, Chordata, Actinopteri, Perciformes, Serranidae. The transcript has 4 exons. Gene Ontology annotation, cellular component: plasma membrane. Gene Ontology annotation, biological process: zinc ion transmembrane transport.
CAGCCACCGUAGAACGGCAGAAAAAGCUCUCAAAAUAACAACAUCACGUUGGCUGCUUGUCAGAGUGAAACUCUUAUCUUCGGCUCGGUUAGCAAGCUCGCAGUUUCUUUCACAGCUCAUCAAAUGUACAGUUAGGCAGCCAACCUCUCUCUUGAACUGACAGCUUUAUGCUACAACAUGGAAUACCUUCUUCAGGUGAAAAUAGGCGCUCUGAUCGGUUUAUUGGUCCUAACUCUGCUUUUUGGAUUCAUCCCUGCUCGAGUCAAAUGGUUCAGAGACACAAACGGGACAGAAACCCACCGCACUGUUCUGAGUCUGAUCAGCUGUUUUGCCGGAGGGGUUUUCCUGGCAGCAUGUCUGCUCGACAUCAUUCCAGAUUAUCUGUCAGACAUCAACGCUGAGCUGGAUGCUCAGGAGCUGAAGACCGAUUUCCCGAUUCCAGAGUUCAUCAUUGCAGCCGGUUUCUUCAUGGUUCUCAUUCUGGAGAGGAUCGUCCUGAACUGUCGGGAAGUGAGAGGGGCUCAGGAGGAGAGGGCGCCCCUAAUACCGGACAACAGAAAUGGACACGGACACGGCCAUGGAACGAGUCCUGACCUGGAGAGCAGUGGCCAACAUGUCCAUGUUGACUUUCAGGCUCACUCCCCCUUCCGCUCCUUCAUGCUCUUCCUCUCCCUCUCGCUGCACUCAGUGUUUGAGGGUCUUGCCAUCGGCCUGCAAAACACAGACUCAAAGGUUUUAGAGAUCUGCAUCGCCAUCCUCGUCCACAAGAGCAUCAUCGUGUUCAGCCUGUCGGUGAAGCUGGUCCAGAGCGCGGUCCGUCCGUUAUGGGUGGCUGCUUACAUCGGGGUGUUCGCCUUGAUGUCGCCUAUAGGCAUCGCCAUCGGCAUCAGUGUGAUCGAGGCUCAGCUCGCUGCCGGAGCCAUGAUCCAGGUGGUCCUGGAGGGACUCGCUGCGGGGACGUUCGUUUACAUCACUUUCCUGGAGAUCCUCCCACAUGAGCUCAACUCACCCGGGAAGCAGCUCCUCAAGGUGCUCUUCAUCCUGCUGGGCUUCACCGUCAUGGCAACGCUGACGUUUCUGGGCUGAGAGUCUAUCAAUGUGGCAUCUGCAGCUCACACAAACUUGACUUUUGUACAGAAAGACAAACUUUCUUCAAUAGAAAAGAGGAGGUAGGUUUACUUCUGCACUGUUACACCCAACUCUGGAUAUUUUUUUUUGUCAAAGGGAGCAUGACAACAGAUGUUGGUGUUUUACUGCUUUUAUAAAGGAGAAGUUUGGAUGAUUUAUAUAUACAUCACUUCUUUUUAAGAGGAUUUUAUGUACAGAGGAACCACUCACUGCAAUGAUAGGGCUGAGAGAAGCACAGGGGAAAGAAGUGGCAUAUCACUACAACUCAUGCUCUGGACCUGCAAACAAAACCAGAGCUGCUGACCUUUGACACUAUUGAGGAAACUACUGAAAACAAAGGGUCCUGUUGUCUGUAUGUGAUACCCUGUAAUCAGCCCAGUCAUGUCAGUUUGUCAGUUCCUCCACAUCUUUAAUGUUUACAUUUUAAUUGAAUUCAAACAGGAACCUUUUUCUUUCCAAAAAGCACUGUUUGUACCUUUUGUUGAAGUAUUUCUUACGGUACGUUCUUUUCUCAAUUAGUCUGAUCACAUUUUCAAAUACACAUACAGUUUUCUUGUAUACCCUCUCAGGCCAUUUGGAGCGUUUAUUGUGCACGUUUUCAGCAAUUGACACUAUGCGCCCGCAUGAUGCAAUACAAGCAUGAACAGUAAAGGAGUAGUACUCACCAUUUUCACCACACACUUGAUUUAAGGUUGAUUUUUUGAAGAGGUACGGAGCUGUAAAACGUUUGGGACAAAUGGCUCUCUUUAGUGAGCUAUUAAUGGCGUUUCCUCUGAUGCAGGUUUAUUUGGUAAAACUGGAAUAUUAAGUUGUCCAGUAAACUAGUGUUUAAAUAUAAACUGACUUCCUGAUGCCUUAAGAAAGAAAGAGUGGCAAUGAGAAAAUAUGUGUGGUUUUUUGGUUACACUGAUGCACUUUUCCAGUAAAGUAUCAGGCAUUUCUUCACUAAUGAGCAAAGAUAAAAAAAAAUAUUGGCAUUUAACAGCCCACUAUUUAAACAAGCUGAUGCCUGUUAUUUACAUUUAGUUGACCUUUGUCCCAGUUUAGUCCCUUCUGUUUUGCCACUUUGCUGCUUUUUUAAAAACACAUUCUCCAUGUAGAGGUCGAGCUUUUCGGUUCUCUAAUUUUGAUUGUGGACAAACAUGAAGGCUGUUUAUAUCAGCUCAAAGAUAAGUGCAAGAUGCAUUCAUAUUUGAGUCAAGAAAUCAAACCAAGAAAAUCCCAGAACAGUUAAUUCAGUCUUAAACUAAGGUAUGGGCUGGGGGCCAAAGCCAAGAGAUACACACAGUGUACACAGUGUGUGGAAUAAACAAAGCCAGUGUUAACUUAAGAGUACAUGAAAAACACUGUAUAGGACACAGUUAAAAAGGCCCAGUAUAUCUGUGCUUUCAUCCUGAUAACACUCAACGUGAACUAGGACUUUAAGCUAUAUUGUAAAAAGUCUCAUUUAGUCACCAGUCUGUCAUGUGAACGUCAGAUUGCUUCCUCAUCAGAACAAAUAGCAGGAAGUUGGAGGGUAUGGGCUGGUUGUCAUAAAAAACUUGCACAUAUGUCAGCAAAAGUAAAUGACAUAUUUUGUGGCUAUUGUAAAAGUUUUUUUUUUUUAAAUCACAGUCAUCUGAUCAAGACAAACUAACAGGAUGGAACUGUUUUUUUGUUUUUUUACUGCUUUUACUGCUUUCACUCUGGUUGUUUUGCUUUUUGACAGAAUACUAACUGGUGCAUCAUAAUGUGUAUAAAUCAUUUGUUUGUACGGUACAAACACAUUAACUGCCUCUUUUUUUAAGCAGUCCUCCAUAUAUAUUAUUUUGUGCCUUAUCACUGUUAAUCAUAUGAGAUGACUCUCGUCUGUUGUGUAAAACUGAUCAGAGUAAAAUUAAAAUACAUUUUCUGCCUGUU